Messenger RNA from Oncorhynchus masou masou (cherry salmon), 420 nucleotides. RefSeq names its product ubiquitin carboxyl-terminal hydrolase 33-like. The transcript is spliced from 4 exons. Lineage: Eukaryota; Metazoa; Chordata; Actinopteri; Salmoniformes; Salmonidae. Gene Ontology annotation, molecular function: cysteine-type deubiquitinase activity. Gene Ontology annotation, biological process: protein deubiquitination. The record is from RefSeq and is a predicted model, not a curated record. Gene Ontology annotation, cellular component: cytoplasm. The coding region runs from base 1 to 420 and encodes 139 amino acids.
AUGGGCCGCCUGGCCAUGGAAUACAUCAAGAGCUGGUUCUGGGGUCCUGUGGUGACCCUACAGGACUGUCUGGCUGCCUUCUUUGCCCGGGACGAGCUGAAAGGAGACAACAUGUACAGCUGUGAGAAAUGCAAGAAAUUACGGAACGGAGUGAAAUUCUGUAAAGUUCAGAGUGUUCCUGAGAUCCUGUGCAUCCACCUGAAGCGGUUUAGACACGAGCUGAUGUUCUCCACUAAGAUCGGGACUCACGUCUCCUUCCCAUUGGAGGGCCUGGACCUGCAGCCCUUCCUGGCCAAGGAUAGCUCCGCCCACACCACCUCCUACGACCUGCUGUCAGUCAUCUGUCACCAUGGCACCGCCAGCAGUGAGUGUUCCAUCCGGGCCACUGGCCAAGCCCCCUCUAAGAUGGGAGGAUGUUAG